CUCCAAACUUUCGCUUGCAGGAAUCGAUUCCGUGAGACCAAGAAGAAGAGGAAGAAGGAUUCUUGGCGUCGCGGGGACGCGGGCGAUGGCGAGCAGCUCGUCGCCGCCGCAGCAGAUUCUCUGCGCCUCCUUCAAUCAGGACAACAGCAUGUUCUAUGUCGGGACGAAGGAUGGAUUCAGGAUUUUCGACGCCCACAAUGGGAGGCUCUGCUAUGAGAAGAAUAUUGGCGGAAUCGGCAAUAUGGAAAUGUACUUUGGGUCAAACCUUCUUGCUAUAGUCGGAACUGGUGAACAGCCAGUACUAUCUCCUCGUCGCCUUUGCCUGUUCGACACCAAAAUAGGUGCCACGAAGAAGGAUCUGAACUUUAAGACCUCAGUUUUGGCUGUUCGAUUAAGUAGAAAGAGGCUUGUUGUUGUAUUGCAGGACAGGACUUUUAUUUAUGAUCUAAACAGCACUACUAUAUUGGAAGAAAUCGAAACAGUUCCAAAUACAAAAGGUCUUUGUGCGUUUGCUCCCAAGUCAGAAGCAUGUUAUUUGGCCAUUCCAGCAAGCACAUCCAAAGGAUCUGCUUUAGUUUAUAAGGCAUCAGAACCUGAAUUAAUAUGCCAGAUAGAUGCUCAUCAAUCUGCCUUAGCUGCAAUGGCAUUUUCUUCUAAUGGCACAUACCUGGCAACAGCUUCUGAAAAGGGUACUAUUAUUAGAGUCUAUCUCGUUGCACAAGCAACCAAGUCACAUAGUUUUCGGCGGGGAACAUACCCAUCUACGAUAUAUUCACUCUCAUUCGGGCCAUCGAAUGAUCUGCCUGAUGUUCUUGUUGCCACAAGUUCAUCAGGCUCUUUGCACAUGUUUUUCCUCGAUGGUGCCAGAAAUCGAAGGAACCAAACGAACAGAUUGCUUGGUUCAAUAAUUCCUGGAGCAAUAACUGAUGCUUUGGAUCCAGCUAAUCAUCACAUUAUUCACAACGUUAUCCCCGCAGAAAUCAAGAGCUGUGUAGUCGUACAUAAUGUUGAAAAUUCACAAAAUUCUUCUAAACUUCCUGCUUUAAGGACUGUUGUUUAUAUCAUAAGUCAUGAUGGAUACUUCCGCGAGUAUACGAUCAACACCAAAAAGUCAAAUGAAUCUUCUUGGGUUUUACAACGCGAGUUUAGUCUAUUGGGUACUGGCAAUAGCACUCCCCAGCAGGAUGAACAACAGAUGGACUAACAAGUAGGCUAGCUGGUGUAGUCAAAACUUACCUACAACUGUCUUUGAAAAAACUUGCAGGACUGUUGUUUAUAUCAUAAGUCAUGAUGGAUACUUCCGCGAGUAUACGAUCAACACCAAAAAGUCAAAUGAAUCUUCUUGGGUUUUACAACGCGAGUUUAGUCUAUUGGGUACUGGCAAUAGCACUCCCCAGCAGGAUGAACAAAUGGACUAACAAGUAGGCUAGCUGGUUCACUACAGAAGCUUCAACCAUGUACAUAUAAUGUGUAAAGAUAGUGUGGUUAUAGCCUUGGUAGGGCUAAUUGUGGUUUAGAAUGAGAUUUCAACACCAAUAAUGAGAGAUAUCUCCUCCUGGUGGAUGUAAAUUAUAGACAGUAACUGCCAAAUUACUAUAUGUUAUUACUGCUUUCUUA
Messenger RNA from Oryza brachyantha (malo sina), 1617 nucleotides. Its product is annotated as autophagy-related protein 18b. Lineage: Eukaryota; Viridiplantae; Streptophyta; Magnoliopsida; Poales; Poaceae. The transcript is spliced from 11 exons. The coding region runs from base 86 to 1204 and encodes 372 amino acids. The record is from RefSeq and is a predicted model, not a curated record. Gene Ontology annotation, molecular function: protein binding; phosphatidylinositol-3-phosphate binding; phosphatidylinositol-3,5-bisphosphate binding. Gene Ontology annotation, biological process: nucleophagy; protein lipidation; autophagy of mitochondrion. Gene Ontology annotation, cellular component: phagophore assembly site membrane; cytosol; extrinsic component of membrane.